CUCGAGAUACAAGAACACACUGAUUGCUAUAUAGAUAUAAUGUUGAUGUCACUACUAACAAACUUUUCUAUUUUAACUGUCAUUCACAGCAACUGUCAUCAACUAACCAUCUGAAUAUUUGGAUAUAGGAAAUUGUGAAAAUCUUCAAAACAAAACUCAAGUGUGUAGUAAUUUUAUUGUGAUAUAUAUUUGCCAUAAUAUUUGUUUCAAUUUCAGUCAGUGACAUAUUCUGCAUAAUUAAAUCUUUACGGAUAAUAUUUAACUUUUUUGUGGAUACCUGUGAGUUAUUUUAAGUCACUCUCUAUUUUCAAGAAUGAAGUUGUUUAUUCCUGUUCUAUGUUUAGUUGGAGUGGCACAAGUGUUUAGUUUACAGACGUGUCAGCAAGAUGUAAAUUGUAAAUUACCUGAUUGUUUGUGUUCUAGUUUUUCCCACCGAGGAAACUCAAAGAACUAUCCACAAAUCGUCUAUUUUGGUUUCGACGAUGCACUCACUCAAACCAUGGCCAACCACUAUCGUUUUCUGUUUUCUCCAGAUAGGAAAAAUCCGAACAAUUGUCCCAUAAGAAUGUCUUUAUAUAUACAACACAAUUAUACAGACUACAACAUUGUACAUGAAAUGUAUAAGAAAGGAAUGGAAAUUGGUGUACACAGUGUAACACACCAGAAUAUCGAUACAAGAGCUAAAUUACUUAACGAGGGAAAACAACAACGUGAAAAUCUGCACAAACUUGGAAAGGUGCCACUGGAACAUAUCCUUGGAUGGCGAAGUCCUAACCUGAAAACUGCUGGAGAUGCCCAACCAGAUGUGUUGAAACAACUAGGAUACCUCUAUGACAUAUCUUUAACUUUCACUAGGAGAAGUUAUGGGGAUAAAAAACCUUUGCCCUUCACGCUGGAUUAUGGUAAUCCAUUACCAUGUAUGGUUAAACCGUGUCCCGGCAGAUCAUCAGUUCAUAAAGGCUUUUGGGAAAUUCCAAUCAAUUCUUUGAUCGAUUAUAAAAGUCAGUAUCCAUGCCCCUAUGUUGACGGAUGUUACAACGGUCCAAAAUCAACCAGUGAUUCGUUCGAUUAUCUGUAUAAGAAUUUCAUGGACUACUAUAAAGAAGGUCGAGAACCAUUCGGAUUCCACAUGCAUGCCGCUUGGUUUGAGGUAAAUCAUAACAGGGAGGCAAUGGAUAAAUUCAUCAAACAUAUAGUUUCAUUGCCCGACGUGUAUAUCGUUACAGUAAAACAGAUGUUAGAUUGGAUUCGAAAUCCCGUUCCAUUGUCAGAACUUCAUAGGUUGACCUCUUGGGACUGUUCA
Molecule: messenger RNA, 1303 nt
Organism: Lottia gigantea (owl limpet)
Lineage: Eukaryota; Metazoa; Mollusca; Gastropoda; Lottiidae
Exons: 1
Biological process (GO): carbohydrate metabolic process
Molecular function (GO): hydrolase activity, acting on carbon-nitrogen (but not peptide) bonds
Source: RefSeq, a predicted model, not a curated record